GGUGAGGGAGCCAGGGCGCUGGGCGUGUCUGUGAUAGGCGGACGCGACGGAGGCCAGUGACGACCCGACGAGACGACUCAAGAGGACCGACUCACUUGGUUGGGCAAACUGUCAGACCACGCGAUUGCACUCGCCCUUACGCACAGACGCACAGACGCACAGACCCAAGUGGUGUGGCCGCCGUUCCGGUGGCAGCGGAACCGACAUACAGACCGAGAGACGGAGGGACGAAGGGACAGAGGGACAGAGGUACAGAGGGACAGAGGGAUGGAGGGAGGAAAGGACGAACGGGUCAAAGACUCGAUGCUUACAUGCAGGGGCAGAGGGCAGCCUCUUGACCAUCUUCAACUUGCCACUGGCUACUACCGACCGCCUCUUUCACCUCCUCUCUUCUUCAUCCGUCCACCGGCAACCGGCCACCGACGUCCGACUCGCUUCCAGUCGGCCGGCUCUGCUGUGUCAUUCUCGAGUCUGGCGCGGCGGACGGGGCUCGACUUGAGUCGAGAUGUGUCUGCUCGGCUCGGCCACGUUCUGUUGAGCUGA
Messenger RNA from Protopolystoma xenopodis, 543 nucleotides. The record is from the annotation of a GenBank genome assembly. NCBI's taxonomy places the organism in Eukaryota, Metazoa, Platyhelminthes, Monogenea, Polystomatidea, Polystomatidae.